AUGAUUGGAGUGAUAUUUAUUGUUUCAGCACUAGGGACAUGGUGUGACUCAUAUAAGAAGUAUGAAGUUUCGAAAGACUCAAAAUAUAUGUUGUCAUAUAAUUGGAUUGGAGGAAUGUGUUCAAUUGAGAAGUGUAGUAUUCCAAAAGAUAAAGUAAUAAUUGAAGAUGGGAUGGUAUUAAAUGGAUUAGCUGUAAUUGAAGAUGGAACAACAAAGAAGUGUUGUGACUUUGAUGGAAGAAGGGAUGAUUUAGAGAGUUUUAUACCAAAUUUAAUAAAUCAUAAUUAUUUCUAUCAAUCAGAAAUAUCUAAUUAUUGGAGUGGAUAUAGUGAAUGUGAUAUAGCAGCUAAAUCAUAUGUUAUUCAUGGAACAUGUUUACCAAAAGAAUAUCAUACUCCAUAUGGAUAUUUCAAUGCUACUUUACUUCUUUUCCAAAAUUAUAACGUAUGGACAACAUUAAGACAUUAUAAUUACAUUCCUGGUAAACAAUACGUUUAUUCUAAACAAAAAAUUAAUGACUUACUUUCUGUUCGUGGUUUCCUUGCUCCAGUUCAAUGGAGAUGUGAAAAUCCUGAAGAUAAACAAAUGCUCACUUCAGUAAAUGUUUGUUUCACUCCAUCAGCAGAUAAAUUUUUACAAACUGAAUGUCCGGAAAUUAUUGGACAACAACAAUGUCCUGAUUAUUUCUAUUUUGCAGAAAUGCCACCAACUCCAAGAGAGACAAAAUGUGCUUAUUAAAUUGAAGGCU
Messenger RNA from Entamoeba histolytica HM-1:IMSS, 748 nucleotides. RefSeq lists its product as uncharacterized. NCBI's taxonomy places the organism in Eukaryota, Evosea, Mastigamoebida, Endamoebidae. The transcript has a single exon. Gene Ontology annotation, cellular component: extracellular region. Gene Ontology annotation, biological process: RNA catabolic process. Bases 1 to 738 code for a protein of 245 amino acids. Gene Ontology annotation, molecular function: ribonuclease T2 activity; RNA binding. The record is from RefSeq and is a predicted model, not a curated record.